Messenger RNA from Rodentolepis nana, 630 nucleotides. The record is from the annotation of a GenBank genome assembly. Lineage: Eukaryota; Metazoa; Platyhelminthes; Cestoda; Cyclophyllidea; Hymenolepididae.
AUGCUCGAUGAACCAGCCAGAAACCAUCCAGAAAUAGGGCAAAGCAGAGGAGGUGAAUCCAAUUGAGCUGGAAAACGGAAACAACACUGGACUCCGCGGUUGACUUGGAAUUGGUACUCUCCGAUUGUUGACUAGUCAAUGGACGCUUCUUUUUAUUCGGUGAUUGGAGGAGAUCUUUCGGCCAGUCAGUUUCACUCUGGUCCAACUUUGGCUCGUUGUCUUCAUGAGCGGACCACGCUAAUUGUUCAUUUUCCCCCUCGAUUGCAUCAGAAACAAAGGGUAUGUAAGAGGGUCCAUAUCUCGUUUCGAAUGCUUCAGCAUCUCCAAUUCCAUCGCCCGUGUCUACAACUUCAUUCCAAACAGGUGGUGUAGGUAUCCUCAUUUUGUCUGGAUCGAAAUGAGGCAAAUGCGGGGGCAAACUAAAAUUCGGAGGUUCCCCACUAGGGUAGAUAGAUUCAUGACCCUCUGACCUAGGCAGGAAUUUAGCCCAUUCGAGAAAGGGUUUCGUAGGAUCGCCUGGGUCAGGAGCACCUUUUGUGAGUUUGACCACUUCGUCAUAAAUCAGACGUGCACCGGCCAGCCAAUCUGAGGAAACAAGAAGUUUUCUAGUCGCAUCCAGGUCGCCCCUAA